AUGUCCGGCACAGAUUUGGAAGCAGAAUGUGCCCAGAACAUUGCUCUUCUUUACUAUCUUGGACAAGUUGCAUCGCACCCUCACAAGAACCUGACCCGGCAUCAAGAGGCAGACGUUGGCUGGACCAUCUCUCUCAAUGAUGAGAAGCACCUGGCGACUACUCUUGGAUUGCUGUCUGGAAUAAAGGAUGACAUUAGAAAUGUGACAGCCGUAUGCGUCGAGGAGACAAGACAUGGACUGGUCAUCAUGGUUGCCGCCAACGCCAAAGGACCUGGGCCUUCAUCGCCAUAUCUGCAAUGGGUGAAGGAGGGAUUUGACAGUGUCUUUUCCCUACUCAAAGACGCCUCAAGUAGCUCUCGUGAACAACUUGAAGGUGAUGUGUUCAAGGCCAUCGUGUCAAUGUGUCGCUGGCGGAUCCUGUCGAGAAUCAGGAUGAUCAAACCAGAGAACAGGCCGAUAAUUCAGAAACUCUUGAGAGAAAUCAACACAGCAAUCGAAAAGUCUCCACAGAGAGCGGAUCGUACGAACUUCAUGGCACUGAGCAACCAGUUGUUGUCUGAGCUGGCCAGGUAUCAGGCUGCAUUCACUCCUCCAAAAGGUGAUACUUGGACGUUAACCAGGGACGAAGAGCUCGAGUCUAUCGUUCAAAUAUGCUACGAGCUUUUCGAUAUGCCGACGGUUGGCACCAUACUUCUCAAGGACAUGAACGGCAUGAAACCGCGUGUUGACCCGAGUACACGUGAGGCGGUUCUCAACAUGAUCCGAAAAGUGGGAAACUACAAGAGGGCAGCGACGACGCUGGUGAAACUUGCGAGGCGAUAUGAAUGUAUCCGUCAGGCCAAUACUAUCCUCGUGGUGUUGGACUCCUCGGCGCUUGUCCAGCGUACUCCUACACCGCGUCCUAGUCUUUCGGCCAUGCUGGAUAAGCUGAAAGCUCACCACGGUACGAGUUGGAAUACCGAAAAGGUGGUCAGAGAGCUUUCAUGUUACCUUGGGAGCGAGUCUAAAUGCUAUGAAAGCCAAAUUGACCCGCUGAUGCGUCAUCCGAGAGUUCAUGCUGAAAUGCAACUCAUCUGGUAUCUCGAUCAACAUAAGGUCCCGACGCCUCUAAGGGUAAUUGCCUCCAACAAGGAUGCCUGCUAUCUCUGCAACGCCUUCAUUGCCUUCCACGGAAAGUACAGCAUCCCAAGAACCCACGGGAGGAUCUACCCCGGCUGGAGACUGCCAUCUAGCGGCCUCCAGGACGUGAAGAAGGGCUUCACUCUGGAGUUGGGGCGCUUGGCGGUGACCAGGAUUGACCGGAUAAUCAAGAAAGGAACCGAGCGUAUGGGUUAUCCGUUAGAGAGCACCGUUCCAUCAGCUGCUGUAUCAGGUCUAUCGAUCCUCACGCAACAGGCAGAAGCAUUGCGAGAGACGGCAGAAGGCUCUGACAGCGACGAGACGGUUGUGCCCGAGCAUGGGACUGAAACCUUAUGCCCUCAGGGACAACAGGGAGAGCAAUGUCUUUCCUCGCACCAGGGAAGCCCUACCGAACAGAAUAGUUCUGAAAAGGAGGAAGAGGCGGUUCUAAGCCACAACAAGGUUGAGAGCAGUGCAGAAUUCAGGUCUUCGCCCAAGCCCGCGUCUUCAACUAUGCCUUCACCCACGCUUUCGCUCAAGUCUUUACGCAAGUCUUUGUCCGGGCCUUCCUCUUUACCUAGGCCUUUGUCGUUAUCUAUGCCCGUGUCUGGGCCUUUGUCUGGCCAGGAGCCUCAACAGGCGCCAGCAGACGAAUAUAAAGAUACUGGUAGGUAUUCUACGCCAAAGGCUCAAGCUUUCCAAUCAUCUGAGAACUUGCAUCAUUCAACAGUCGAGACAGACGCGGACAGCAACCCAAGCGUUGGAUCUCGGAUGAGCCAGAUUGUAAGCCCAAAAACGUACGAAACACGCCUUUCAAGCAUGUCGACUCCUGCCUCGCUGGGUAAGAAACCCUACGAAGAGAACGAGGUUGGUGAUAAGGACGCCUGGAGACAAGUUGAAAAGGGUCGACGAGAAGUUGUGACCCUGCCUGAUUCACUCGAGCUAUUUGUUGAGUACACGACAGGUACCUCGAGCACAUCACGGAACCUCAGGUUCAAGGCGAGGCGGUUAUCAGAGGAAGAAGCGGCGGCAGUCUUGAAUGAGGGUGCCAAAGUGCAUGAUUUGACAAGUCUGGGAUACGAAGAGGUCAAGGUCAAGUCCAGUGGUGGCAUCAUGAUGAGAGUUGGCAACCAAGUCUUUGUUGCCCGUCUCGACGAGUUUGUAGCUCCUACUCAUGCAACAUGA
Molecule: messenger RNA, 2304 nt
Organism: Fusarium keratoplasticum
Lineage: Eukaryota; Fungi; Ascomycota; Sordariomycetes; Hypocreales; Nectriaceae
Exons: 2
Coding region: 1-2304 (767 amino acids)
Source: RefSeq, a predicted model, not a curated record